This is a messenger RNA of Lathyrus oleraceus (garden pea), 678 nucleotides long. RefSeq lists its product as uncharacterized. The transcript has a single exon. NCBI's taxonomy places the organism in Eukaryota, Viridiplantae, Streptophyta, Magnoliopsida, Fabales, Fabaceae. Gene Ontology annotation, molecular function: nucleic acid binding. The record is from RefSeq and is a predicted model, not a curated record. The coding region runs from base 1 to 678 and encodes 225 amino acids.
AUGGAUCCUAUCAAGUACAUCUUUGAGAAGCCUUCUCUAACUUGUAGGGUAGCUCGUUGGCAAAUGGUUUUAACUGAGUACGACAUCCAACAUGUCCCUCAAAAAGCUAUCAAAGGGAGUGUAUUGUCAUACUAUCUUGCACAACAACCUUUGGAGGACUACCAGUCUAUGCACUUUGAGUUCCAUGAUGAGGACAUUAUGCUAAUAAGGGAUUGCAAUAUCCCCGGACCCGAGGAAGGACCAGAACCAGGAUCUUGGUGGACACUUGUGUUUGAUGGAGCUUUUAAUGCUCAUGGUAAUGGCAUUGGGGAAAUCAUCACCUCCCCAACUGGAUUUCACUUACCUUUCACUGCAAGGUUGUACUUUAAAUGUACCAACAAUAUGGCAGAAUACGAAGCUUGCAUUGGGGAAAUCAUCACCUCCCCAACUGGAUUUCACUUACCCUUCGGUAUUGAAGUUGUGAUUGAUCUUAGGAUCAAAAUUCGUGAUGACUACAGAGAUUUAGCCUUGGUUGUUAGCCAAGUCAAAGGAUAUUGGGAAGCUCGAGAUCAUAAACCCAUCCCUUACAAGGAGCAUGUCCUGAAGUUGAUCCCAUACUUUGACGAGAUUAUAUUCAAUCACAUCCCAGAGAGGAAAAUCAGUUGGCCGAUGCCAGAUAAAUCCGUCAUCCAUGUUUAA